Linnemannia hyalina is the source of this 2088-nucleotide messenger RNA. The record is from the annotation of a GenBank genome assembly. NCBI's taxonomy places the organism in Eukaryota, Fungi, Mortierellomycota, Mortierellomycetes, Mortierellales, Mortierellaceae.
AUGACAUCCCCGACUGGGUCCGUUUCAGACCUUUUGGCCACAGGAGGUUCAGGCACAGGAGGAUUGGGAGGAAGUAACAGCAGGAAUAACGAUACCCUAGACGCCUCGACGUUCAUCGACCCCUUUUCAGAGUCCAACCCCUUUGCGGACGACAUUGACUCCAUAAGCGGCCCACCUGGUCUGGCUUCUGUAGGAGGUGCAGGGGUGCUCAAGGCUUCGCAGUCGUUGAACUUUCAUGAGUAUUAUCCGCAGUCUACUAUUGCUGCUGGGACGGACGACGAUGAUUCUGAGGCGACAGGACAUGGUGGUGGUGGUGGUGGUACGGAAGGGUCGCUGUAUGGGGUCAACACGACGUUCCAGAAAUCCUUCUCUGCGAUGAAUUUGGCAGGACAGCAGCAGGGGGAGAACACGUUAUCGCCGUCGCCUUAUUAUGGAGCAGGAGCUGCGGCAUCUGGCGGGUUCGAGGAUUAUCAGCCACGGUCUUCGCACCAGUAUGAUUCAGAUGGUGGGCUGCAGAGGUAUGCGACAGGAGGAGGAGGAGGAGAAGGAGGAGGUGGGCAUCAGCGGUGGAGUAGUGUUGAUUCUGACCAUCAUGGCGACGUGGAGGAGGUUCAGCAAGGGCAUGGACAGGGGCAGGGGCAGCGGCAGGGGCAAAGGCAUGGGCAGGAGCAUGAUCAGGUUUCUAUUGUGCGCGGGGGGGCAGGACAGUUCCGUCCUGAGUCGACUCGGUCCCUUGGUUCUCAGAUGUCGUUCCGUUUGCCAGAGGCGGGUGCGAUUCCGUGGUUCGAUAUCACUGUUGGGGAGCCUCAAAAGAUUGGGGAUGUUAUCAGCCCGCACAUAGUCUACAAAGUCCAUAUCAAGACAAACUCGACAGCAUUCAAGUCGAGCGACUUCACGGUCCAACGGCGAUACCGGGAUUUCUUAUGGCUGUACAACCAACUGACGACACACAACCCAGGAGUGAUUGUCCCGCCCGUGUCGGAGAAGCAUGCGUUGGGCCGAUUUCAGGACGAGUUCGUGGAGAGUCGUCGGAUUGCGCUUGAAAGGUGUCUGCGCAAGAUGACGGCUCAUCCUAUGUUGUAUGGAGACCCUGAUUUGAAGCUGUUUUUGGAGAGUGAGAGCCUAGUCGCGGAGAUCAAAGAAAAGAGACAGGAUAGUUCCAAGGGGUUCAUGACAAAGUUUGGAGAGACUCUUUCGAGUGCGACGACAUUCACAAAAGUCCACGAGACCGACGAGUGGUUUGAGUCUCGUCGUACACAGUUGGAUGUUUUGGAUGGGCAGCUGAAGUCGUUGUUGAAGGCGAUUGAGGCGAUUAUCAAGCAGCGUCGGGAUCUUGGAGUGGCGUCGUCUGAGUUUGGCGAGAGUAUUGUCUCGUUGGCAGGCACAGAGUUGAACAAACCAUUGGCGAACUCGCUUCUGGUCCUAGGUAACCUCAAGAUCCGGAUCAAGGAAUUGCACGACAAACAGGCACAUAUGGAUGUGUUGACGUUGGAGCACACGGUGGAUGAGUACAUCCGAACGAUUGGAUCGAUCAAGAUUACGUUCAUGACACGAGCCAAGUUCAACCAGAACAUGGUCCAGGCUCAGAACGAGCUAUCAAAGAAGAAGGCCAACUUUGACAAGAUGAGCCAGCCAAGUCGAAAGACUAAACCUGAGCGACUCCAACAGCUCCAGCAGGAGAUCACGGAGGCCGAGCUGAGGGUCGACGGGGCCAAGAAGGACUUUGAGGAGAUUUCGACUUUGAUCCGACAGGAGUUUGAUCGGUUUGAUCGGGAGAAGGUCGAGGACUUCAAACAGAGCGUGGAGGCGUUCUUGGCGAGUAUGGUGAAGCACCAGAGGGAGAUUGUGGGGCUGUGGGAGAAUUACUUCCGGGCGCUUAAUGGAGCUGCUGAUGAUCAACAGAGUCCUACUACUUCUUCUUCACAGCAGGAUCAGCAACAGCGGACGACGGCGGCUGGGGAGGAGCCGGCGGCGACAGGGUUUGGGUCCCAUUCGGACACGGAGACGUCGUUGCAUGGUGGAGAGACGGGGGUUCUUAAGACAAGCCAUUCGGACGAUAUCUUGUCGUCUAAUGCAUGGAGCGCAUAG